UGAUGAGGGGAGGAGGAGGACGACGAGAGGGAGGAGCAGAGGAGGCAGGAGCAGAGGAGGCAGGCACUGAGGCUGAGCACUGGCAGCAGGAAGCAGCAGCAGCGGCAGCAGCAGCGGCGACAGGAGGACAAUGGAGCGCCUCCUCCAGGACGGAUCCUAACGGCACCGGGUGUUUUUAGAUCGCUACAUCAGGGUCGACCGAACAUCUGUGCUGUGAAGACCCUGAACCAAGACCACAGACAGAGGCACGUGGAAGUGAAAGUCAAACAGCUGCAGGAUGCUGACGUCUCCCCCCCCCCUCACCCGCUCCUCACCCGGCUGUAUCUGAUCUACAAACAUGAUGAAGACUCAGCCCCCGUCGGGGGGCGAUGGGGCAUCAGGCGGCAACGGCGGGGGCAGCGGUAGCUCCAGCCUGCGUAGCCCCUCCCCCCACCGGAACGCCUACGAGGCCGGAUUGGCUGCGCUGAAGAAGGCCACCGACCACCUCAACAGCGCCCCCAAUGGAGGCGCCGAAUCUUCCUCGAAGCCCGCUCUGCUGCCACGCCCAAACCUGAGAGGUCGUACAUAUGGAUCCAACGUCCAUCGCAUCAAAAACAUGUUCAUGCAAAUGCAGUCGCCCGGUGACGAGGAGGACGGCGCCAAAAUGAUCGAUAAAGAUCAGGACAUCAAACUGUCCCUGCCGCGGGUGUCCAGCCUUAACGAGAACGUGGACCACAGCGCUCUGCUGAAGCUGGGAGGGACGGUGUCGGACAGGGUCAACAAGUUUGACCCCAAGACAGGUGGGGACGGGGGCUGCUCCUCCACAGGUUUCUCCAAGCUGCAGGAGACCAGAAGGAUCUUUGAGCAGCGCACUCUGCAGGAGAAGCAGGCGGCCACAAACAGGAUCAUGCUGAAGAAGGAGCGGGCCUCAGGCUUCCAGGGCGGCCGCCUUGAUGUUGUCGCCCGCUUUAACGGCUCCACCGAGGCUCUGGAUCGACUGGACGACCCCCCCGCUCCCGCUGCGGCUCCGGGUCUCGCUCACCUUCCCGUAAACGCAGCGUCAGCCGGGCCCGGGGAGGCCGUGAGCCCCACUGUGAGCCAACUCAGUGCUGCGUUUGAGAAAGGUGACGUGCAGAACAAUGUCUACCUCCCCAAGCGUCGGUCAGGUCCUGCCCUGGCGCCGAAGCCCAAACCUCCACCCAGGACUGAGGUGACCAGCAGGAAGGCAUCACCUCCAGGUAAGGAUGAAGCCAAGGUGGAGACAGCGGAGAAGCUACCAGAAGGUCCUGGUUGUCUUCAGAGGAGCACAGAGGAGGAGGUGUCCAGUAAGGAGUCAGACGGUCUGGUAGGAGACCAUCUGUCCAACUCCGUCCACUCCUCUUCGUCCUCACUGACUGAAGCGAAACCAGAGUCGGACGUUCGGCCGAUAGAGACUGAAGCCAGAGGUUCGAACACGGCAGAUGGUCCGGACCAGGAGCCACGGGUUGAGGAGCAGGACGACUCCACGGAGAGGUCCGAGGCUCGGAAAGUUCUGGCGGAAAUACACGUGUCUUUGGAAAAUGGAGAGAAGGAGCAUCCUGGUUCUUCUCCUUCCCCUGAGAAGAAAGAGGAGGACUUCACAGGAAAGGAUGAAGAGGAGGAGGAGGAGGAGGAGGAGGAGAAUGAUGAAGACGAUGGCUCCAGGAAGGAGGACUACUCGGAGGGGGAUGUGGUGGACAUCAGUGCAUACAGUGGACUUGGGGAGGAGGAUUCUGGAGGGAGUGAGAUGGAUGAUGAAGAGGAGGAGGAGGAGGAGGAAGAGGAGGAGGAGGAGUAUCAGCCAGAGACCAGUUGCUCUGAGAUCGCUGGCCUCCCGGAGGAGGAAGAGCCUCCACCGGCCAAUAGGAAGAUCCAAUUCAGCACGCAGCCAAUCAGGGUUUUCACCACCUACUCUAACGAAGACUACGAUCGACGUAAUGACGACGUGGACCCGAUGGCUGCCUCGGCCGAGUACGAGCUGGAGAAGAGGGUGGAGAAGCUGGACCUGUUUCCUGUGGAGCUGGAAAAAGACAGUGAUGGUCUGGGCAUCAGUAUCAUAGGCAUGGGUGCAGGAGCUGACAUGGGUCUGGAGAAGCUUGGCAUCUUUGUGAAGACAGUGACAGAAGGUGGCGCUGCGCAGAGAGACGGCAGGAUCCAGGUGAACGACCUGAUAGUGGAGGUGGACGGAACCAGUCUGGUCGGUGUCACUCAGAGCUUCGCUGCCUCCGUCCUCCGUAACACCACAGGAACAGUCAGGUUUGUGAUUGGUCGGGAGAAGCCUGGGGAGCAGAGUGAAGUGGCUCAGCUGAUUCAACAGACUCUGGAGCAGGAGAGGUGGCAGAGGGAGAUGAUGGAGCAGAGGUACAAACAGUACAUGGACGAUGACGAAGAGACAGGUGAAUACGCCACAGACGAGGACGAGGAGAUGAGUCCCGUGUUUCCAAACUCCAUCGAGGUUUUCGACCUGGCAGAGAACCAGGACAUGUUGUCUCCUGUGGAGCUGGACCCCGAGAAACUGGCCCAUAAAUUUAAGGAGCUCCAGAUCAAACAUGCCGUGACGCAGGCCGAGGUCCAGCUGCUGAAGAGGAAGCUGGCCCACGCGGAGCAGGACAAGUUGCGGUGGCGAAUGGAGCGCGCUCAGUUGGAGCAGAACAUCCGGGACAGUAAGGAGAGGAUGGAGAAACUGGAGGGUUACUGGAUGGAGGCGCAGUCGCUCUGUAAGGCAGUGGAUGAACACCUAAAGGAAACCCAGGCUCAGUACCAAACCCUGGAGAGGAAAUACAGCAAGGCCAAAAGACUGAUUAAAGAAUAUCAGCAGAAGGAGAUAGAGUACCUGAAAAAGGAGACCGCUCAACGUCGAGCGCAGGAAGAAAGUGAAACAACACACAAAGAAGAAGCAGAAAACCUGCAGGACAAGAUUAUAGACCUGGAGACCAAAGUGGACGCCCUGAAAACUCCCAAACCAUCCUAGUGUGCUGCUACACCUCACUUCCUGUCUGCGGCUGGAAGGAGCGCUCCAUCUUUGCCUUCAUCCUGACAGGGUUGUAUUUUCAUUUAGUCCACAGAGAAAUGACAGAUGAAUUAUAUUGACGAGGAGACAAACAUGAAAACGGGGAAGAAGCCACUUUUCAUCCAACACCUGAGCUCCGCUCCUCUCUGUACCAAUAUCUCAACGCAGCGGCCGUUCAAUAACACCCAGAAAUCCUCUUUGGUGUCUUCCUGGCGAUCACCGUGGAUGAUUUGUGCUUCACUUCUCAUCACAACUGGAUUCUAUUCUUAACUAAAACUUAUUUUUUAAAAUAGCUCUUUUAUUGAAAAAGGCUUGUCACAAAGUGCUUUAUGUGGCAGAAUAAAUGCAAGAAAAAAAAAAACAAAAAAACAAAACACAAAAAAACAAGACAAAAACCUAGAAAAACAGGAAGGUGAUUGGUCGUGAUAAAGUAAGUAGGUGGUUCCUGAGCCGUGGUCUGUCAUCGCUGGAACUGGAGUCUGUGGUGAAAAGGACACAGACGCUGAUUGUCUGUCACAUGAUUGCCCCCCCCACACCCCCAUCCCCCACCUGAAAGGAAAAGUGCCCACCUGACUUUUAAAGACUUUUAAAAGAGAAACCUCAGUAGUAUUAACAAACCCUGGUUGAAAAAAAAAAUCAAAAACUUUGAAAAGGAAAUAGCCAACAACCGUGUGUAACUGUAGGAACGACUGACGUCUGCACGGUGACACAAACUGGGAAAUAAACGGCGGCGCCGCUCAGCCUUUGUUUUUUCCUCUUUUUCAGUACAAACUCUCUGCAGGUGGUGGAGUGAAACACGUCCGACAGGAACUCGUGUCAGUUCUGAAUGUGUGGCAUAUUGUUUGUAUAUAUUCGAUACAUGUAUUUAAAGGUGUUUUUUUUAAUGGACCAGGUAAUUAAAUGCAGUGUUUCAGAUAGAGCAGUGAACCAAUGUCCUGCAGGUGGCAGUAGAAGGUUCAGGUGUUCAGGUUCUGUCUCUUUCAUCUGGAGAAGACAGGGUGUGAAUAUUCACAUUGAUACUUUUUUAGAGCUUCAGAUUGUGUAUAUUUCUUCGUGUUUACUGCUGUAAGUUUACACACAGCACGUGACCACAGCCCGUUUCCUUGACUGUCAGGUGCGUUGUUUUUUAGUUUGCGCUGGGAGAAGUCACUUCCUGUUCCUUCACGUGAACAAGCUGAAAAUCCGUGGGUGUUACGUGCACACACUGGACUCCAAGUUAAGACUGUAGUCCAUCCAAAAGUGUUCCGCUAAAUUAUACAUUAAUACAUAAUCUAAAUAUUAGCCAGACCUGAGAACAUCAACCUGAUUUUAUUUGACUUUCACCGUGACUAGAUUAAACUAGACUAGAUGAUGUCAAAACGGAACAUUAUAAAAUAUUGUAUUUAAAUAAAACUACAAAGUCCGACAUUUUCUUAAAUGUAACGUCGCCAUCCCAGUGUAUGCUCUGCUGCAACCUUAACAUUAACAUCAUGACUGACUGAAUGAAUGAGCUCAUAAACCCUUGAUAGAAGUACGUUUUUUUACAACCCAGAUUUGGCCUGUGUUUAUAUAGGGAACCAGUGGAGCCGCCCCAUGGUGGUUCAACGGUACUUCCGUUCUGCAUUGUGAGAAGGUAAUACCAGAUUAUAUGUAUUUUUGUUGUUGUGUACAGUCAGGAACCACAUACAUACAUAUAUAUCUGUUAUUAUUUACUACAAUAUCAUGAUAAAACACUGCACUGGCCUGAUGUUCCUGCCCGACAGUCCAGACGAACGCUGUGCAUGUUCUUUUAGCUAGCUAAACGAACGGUGUGCCGUCUAAACAUUAUUACUAUUAUUAAUUAAUUAAUUGAUUAAAUAAUUAGUAAUAAUUAUCCUAACCUGACUUUAAAUAUUCGACAGACUUGCAUGGUCAUGUUUUGUUCAACGUUACACCGACUGUGAACAUGAGUUUGAAAUCUGUUGACGAUUAGCAUGUUAGCAACUGCACGCUAACGUAUUUCAAGGCAUUGCUAAAAAGAAAAUAGAACGUUUCAAAGAAAUAUUUUAUAUAAAAGUAGUGUUGGGCGUCGUUGACAUUUAAGAAUGCAGUUCUCCUUAA
Molecule: messenger RNA, 5086 nt
Organism: Cynoglossus semilaevis (tongue sole)
Lineage: Eukaryota; Metazoa; Chordata; Actinopteri; Pleuronectiformes; Cynoglossidae
Product: neurabin-2-like
Exons: 16
Coding region: 338-2968 (876 amino acids)
Biological process (GO): actin filament organization; neuron projection development; calcium-mediated signaling
Cellular component (GO): actin cytoskeleton; postsynaptic density; cytoplasm
Molecular function (GO): actin filament binding
Source: RefSeq, a predicted model, not a curated record